Molecule: messenger RNA, 903 nt
Organism: Eruca vesicaria subsp. sativa (arugula)
Lineage: Eukaryota; Viridiplantae; Streptophyta; Magnoliopsida; Brassicales; Brassicaceae
Source: the annotation of a GenBank genome assembly
CUCUCCACCCCUUUUCCUUCCAUUAUCAGAAUCAAAAACUCUGAUCAUGGCGUCUCUGAUCUCCGAUAAUGAACAACCGUCGAUGACUAUAAACCCAAACUCUACAGCUCACGUUCGAAAGAAGAAGAGAUUCUCUUCUUCCUCCCCUUCAUCGUCUGCUUCCAUAUCAACCGAGAGCCACCCGCGAUGGAGAUCGGAGAAGCAACACAGAAUAUACUCCGCAAAGCUAAUCCAGGCUCUGAAACAAGUCCGCCUCAGCUCCUCCUCCUCCGUUACAUCAUCUCCAACGACUCAUACGCGAGGAAAAGCCGUCCGUGAAGCUGCAGAUCGCGCUCUCGCCGUUUCCGCUCGUGGGAGGACGCUAUGGAGCAGAGCGAUCCUGGCUAAUCGCAUCAAACUGAAGUUUCGGAAACACAAACGGCCACGACAGACGGUCAUACCAGCAAUGACCACGGUGGUCACAACGGGAACUAGCAGAAAUAAAAAACGGAGAGUGUCGGUGGUGAGACUGAAUAAGAAGAGUAUACCGACGGUUAACCGGAAAGUACGUGUUCUAGGCCGGUUAGUUCCGGGUUGCAAAAAAGAAUCAGUACCGGUGAUUCUAGAAGAAGCGACAGAUUACAUACAAGCACUGGAGAUGCAAGUCAGAGCCAUGAACUCUCUAGUGGAGCUUCUCUCCGGCUCGGCUUCUGCUCCUCCGCCGAUUUGAUGAGGUUAAAUUUGUCAUUUGCCCAUAUUCGACCUUUUAAAUCUCUGUGUACACAAAAACUUUCAUAUAUAAAUUGAUAUACAAGUAAUAAUAUGUUACUAUAUAGAAGAUGUGGUUUUGAGUAUAAUUUGUGUAAACCAAUCAUCUCAAGUGCUGAAUCUUAUCGGUUAUUACUAAUUAACGAUAUCUUUGCC